GAGGACGCUUCAUCCGAAAUCGAUCUCCCUCAAGGAACCAAGUCAAGAUCUUUCUGGCUGCUUGCGGCGUUGUAACGCUACUUGACCCCCCAGGAACGAGUGGUCGUCCAGCAACCCCUAGUGGAUAUUCAGCCCCCGACCCACACUGACUUCUACCCCCUCCCUUCAAAUACCUUUCUCCAUUGUCUCAACCGUUGCUGCAGCUGUAUCGUUCCUUCGCCAUCUUUCUCUCCUACCGUCACUCCGCUACUCGUGGUGGCCGUUAGCCAUUGCUGCGCCCCCGGCUCCGACAUAAUCUCGGGCGAGAUCUUGGAGGUGGAGACGGGGAAUUGGGGCCUUACUCUCCCACCGCUACGCCCGCUGCCCGCUACCUUCAAUUUUCUCUACUUUUUUUCUUUAUACUAUUGAGCCUCCAGGCUUCCGCCGAUUCGCAAUACCCCACUGGAAACAGACAAAGGGAUUGGAGGAGGCCCCCAACAGGUGCCCUCCCUUCUCGACAUAUCGCCGGGUAUCUUGCAUGCCGGCUCUAGGGUUUCUCAAGAAGAAGAAGAAAGAGAAAGAUUCGUCGCAUGCGAGAAAGAGCAGCUCCCAAUCUGAGAUUCGGGAUUCGGAACCGCCAACGCCAACCUCCGCCACCACGCCGACCACUUCCCAUCACUCAUUCAAGCAUUCGAUUGCGUCAGCCUCCUCAUCCUCAACUGCCCCUCCAGCCACCCCAUCUGUCCCAUCUGCUCCCGCCGCCGAAUCCAUGGCAUUGGUCUCUGAUCACCGGCCCAUGAUACCCGAGCAUCAACCGCAACCGCAACAGCAGCAGCAGCAGCAGCAGUACCAAAGUUCUACCCACCAGCCCCAGAGCCAACCUCACCAGAGCAAUAUCAACAACAUCAUCAACCCCCCCCCAGUCUAGUGACUACUCGAGGCCGCAUGAUGGCAACAAUACCCAAACAGGCGCGGCGCACUCAAAUAUGGCGCAAUUGCAGGAGACGGGAAACAAUUCUACCGGAAAUGCUUCGCAAGAGCGGUCUGAAGAGCGGCAGCGGCAGCAACAAGCUGCUGCUGUUAGGGCGACCAAAGGAAAGUAUUCCUUGGGCGACUUCACCAUUUUACGGACCCUAGGCACUGGAAGUUUUGGCCGAGUACACCUUGUCCAGUCACGACAUAACCUCCGCUUUUAUGCUGUCAAGGUCCUCAAGAAGGCCCAGGUUGUGAAGAUGAAACAAGUAGAGCAUACCAACGACGAGCGGCGCAUGUUACAGAAAGUUAAGCAUCCCUUCUUAAUAACGCUGUGGGGAACGUUCCAGGAUGGCAAGAAUCUUUACAUGGUGAUGGACUUCAUCGAGGGAGGGGAACUCUUCAGUCUGCUGCGGAAGUCGCAGGUGAGUGGUGUGCUAUGGCUCGGGCUGGCUAAACGGGAAGCCUAUUAACACUUAGGUUUCGCCCUUCGAUAGCGAUUUCCGAACCCUGUUGCCAAAUUCUAUGCUGCCGAGGUUGCUCUUGCCCUUGAUUACCUGCACUCUCAUCACAUAAUUUACCGGGACCUCAAACCGGAAAACCUGCUCCUGGACCGGCACGGCCAUCUGAAGAUCACAGAUUUCGGGUUCGCAAAGGAGGUUCCGGACAUAACCUGGACGCUCUGCGGCACUCCGGAUUAUCUAGCGCCAGAGGUGGUUGCCUCGAAGGGGUAUAAUAAAUCUGUGGACUGGUGAGUUUGGGGGCAUUCGGGGUUUACCGGAUUCCCCCUCAGCCGAGUGGCUUUUGCCGGUUGGCGUUGUCUAAUGUGUUGGCGCUUCCUAGGUGGUCCCUCGGAAUCCUCAUCUUCGAAAUGCUCUGCGGGUAUACCCCAUUCUGGGAUGGAGGCAGUCCCAUGAAGAUCUACGAGAACAUCCUCAAAGGCCGGGUCAGAUAUCCCGCAUACAUUCAUCCCGACGCUCAAGAUCUUCUCCAGCAAUUGAUCACCCCCGAUUUAACAAAGCGUCUGGGGAAUCUACUGCAUGGGAGCAGUGAUAUCAAGCAGCACCAAUGGUUUGCAGAGGUCAACUGGGAUCGCUUAGCAAAGAGAGACAUUGAGGCCCCAUACGUACCACCCGUGCGAGGAGGAGUAGGCGAUUCGAGUCAGUUCGACCAGUACCCAGAGGAACAAGAUGAGUAUGGGGUAGACGAUGGAUUCGAUCAAUUUGGGCAUCUUUUUGAGGAGUUUUGAUGUUCUUUAUUAUGGCUUGCUUUUACCCUCUUUUUUUUCUUUUUUUUUUCUCGCCAUCUCUUUUGCUCCCUCUUUUAAGCCUGCUGCGCUCAUGCCUCUGCCAGAUACCUGAAGCCAAGUAACCUUUUACCUUUAGCUUUAGCUUUUUGCUGUUUUUUUUGUUUUUUCUUUUCCUUUCCUGUCUAGGUUAUCUGGCGACGCAACAUCUCUCUAACCGCUAAUACCCCACCGAUUUGAAUCUAGCCAUCCGGUUGGGUUCCCAGUAGCGGGGGGGGAUUCGGAGGUUGUAUCAAAAAGUACAGUGCAUUCGGUACAGGGGUUUUUUUUCCAAUUUUUCUUUUAAAUCCCCCCAGGGGGUAGCAAAUGGAAUUGCCGCUUUCCGAUUAUGCCUAUGGCCAUUCAUGUCUCCCCCCUUUCUUCUCACGCUCUCACACCUUCCCUUACCUUUUACUCUUUUCUAUAUUACAAUUUCCGGGUACGGAUAUCUCCCAAUAUACCAGGAGGCUGUGUAGGAUAGGGAGAGGACAGGCGCAGACACAGGCACGGGGAACUCGUGGACGGGAUGCUGGGUUGGUUCAGGCUGGGUCACACGGCUCCAUGUUUAUCGCUAUGACUUGCUAUAAAAAAACUGAAAAGGAAAUGGCGUUGCCGAUCCGGUAAUGGAGGGAAAGGAGGAGAAAGGAAAGGAUCAUUGUGAAUUUAUUGAUCAUCAUCAUUG
Molecule: messenger RNA, 2918 nt
Organism: Tuber aestivum (summer truffle)
Lineage: Eukaryota; Fungi; Ascomycota; Pezizomycetes; Pezizales; Tuberaceae
Source: the annotation of a GenBank genome assembly